Colletotrichum godetiae is the source of this 291-nucleotide messenger RNA. RefSeq lists its product as uncharacterized. The record is from RefSeq and is a predicted model, not a curated record. NCBI's taxonomy places the organism in Eukaryota, Fungi, Ascomycota, Sordariomycetes, Glomerellales, Glomerellaceae. Bases 6 to 251 code for a protein of 81 amino acids. The transcript has a single exon.
GAAACAUGGUCCUAUCCACGGCAAAACUUGCCGCGGACCUGAUACAGGCACAGGUUCAGGAGCUGGGGUCUAACAAGCAUAGUCACAUCCUCUACCGAGAGCGACGAUCUCGCAGUCUGCACUCUGUAACAGCAAUAGCGCGACAGAGUAAGAUCAGGUGGUAUUGGAGGGCUGUGGCUGUGCGGCCUCAGCUCCUGAAUCUCAGCCAUAAUCAUCCCACAGUCGGCGCAAGCCAACUUGAGCUGGAAUGAAGGCGUUAAUGACACGUCCUUAACACGGGGUUGGACGAUC